AUGAGCGAUGCCGUGACGCCUCCUGAUGACUAUGAAGGCCAUUUUGUGGAUCCGGUCGAGAUCGUCUCCAGCUCGGUGUUCAUCGUCAUCGGCCUUUGCACGUUGCCCAUAUAUUUUCGCCUGACUCUCUACCACUGGCGGCACGGCUUCAAGACGCACUACCAGAAGAUAUUCUUUGUCUGCUUUACGAAUGACCUCUUCAACCACUACAGCCAGCUGUUCCGCACCCGGCUGCCAACGUGGGGCGUCAACGAGUGGUUCUGGUAUGUCCAGGUGGGGGUGCUCCCCACUACCUGCGGACUGAUCCAGAGCUUCUCCCUGCAAUUUCAAGUGCUCGGCACGCUGUUGAUUGCCGCAAAUCGGGCUUCAUCGCUUGCUUAUCCGAGUAAAUACGAGAAGUUUUGGUCAAUCAACACUUGGCGACUGCUUGCUGCAAUUGCCCUGUAUUGCGUUAUCUAUUCGUCACCCGGCGUCACCAACAAGUACACCUACAACCGAGAUUCGUGGGGUUAUUAUAUUCCAGUAACUAGGCGCUAUAAUCAAGUCACCACAAUCAUGGACAAGGUCGUCUUCCCGCUGUGCAUCUCAUACACCUUCCUCGCGCUGGUGUUGAACAUCUACACCGGCUACAAGCUGCUCACGUACAGCCACAAAAUGGGGAAGCCGUUGAGCCGCCGCGAGCGCGUGUUCCACUUUGCCACACUGUUGCAGUUCUUUGUGCAGCUGCUCAACACCGGGGAUCUGAUCAUCACCAAGACGCAGAAGAUGAGCGACUUUUGGGUGUUUUUCGAGUUCCAGCCCGUCUUCAUGGACCUCUGCAACUUUGUCCCGAUCUGGUUCCUGUUGCUGAUCUCGGCCGAGACGCGGACGAUCGUGCGCGGGAAGGGCACCGGUCGGGAGAUGGCCGUCACCGUCAUGUCCCAAGGACCCAUCCUCACUACCGCCCCUGCAACGAAAAGCGCCUGGGAACGGGGCACCAAAUCGGCGCCGACCACGAUGUAUAGC
Molecule: messenger RNA, 1005 nt
Organism: Mesorhabditis spiculigera
Lineage: Eukaryota; Metazoa; Nematoda; Chromadorea; Rhabditida; Rhabditidae
Source: the annotation of a GenBank genome assembly